Messenger RNA from Prunus armeniaca (apricot), 303 nucleotides. NCBI's taxonomy places the organism in Eukaryota, Viridiplantae, Streptophyta, Magnoliopsida, Rosales, Rosaceae. The record is from the annotation of a GenBank genome assembly.
AUGCCUCAUUUCAGCAACUUACACAGGUUGGAUGAGAAGACAUCCUUGAUAGAAGUUGUUCCAAUUGGUGUCUAUUAUAACAUAUCAAAAUUUCAGCCCAAUUGGAUAAAUCUGGAGCCCUCAGCACGUCAAAGACUGAACCAAGUUCACAGAAAUGUCAUGUUGGCUGCCAUCACAUUUAAUGUGGCUACAUCCCUAGAGCCAUAUGCUACAUCCACAUAUGGGAGUCAAAUCAGCUCAGGAACUCAAAAUGAUGAACAAAAGUCAAGCUUUCCAGGCAGCUGGAGCAGUUGGCAUGUAUAG